AUGGCUCCCCCUUCCUUCCUUCCGUGCGUUCCAUGGCUUACCGAGUAUGUGCUUCGCAGGCCGCAGGUGAAGCAGGCGAACGAGUGCGUGCCUGCGUACGGCUUAAUUGGCGUGAUCGAGAAGGAGAUGGUACUCCUCGCGGAUCCCGCGCGUCCGAUCAUGCGCACCGCUGAGGGUACCCUGCUUCGGAAAGCGACCCUGAGCGUGUACGAGAAAGACAUCGACAAGCUGUGGCUAGCCGCCGCCAGCGUUCCCCGUCUUUGA
This is a messenger RNA of Sparassis crispa, 264 nucleotides long. RefSeq lists its product as hypothetical. The coding region runs from base 1 to 264 and encodes 87 amino acids. Lineage: Eukaryota; Fungi; Basidiomycota; Agaricomycetes; Polyporales; Sparassidaceae. The transcript has a single exon. The record is from RefSeq and is a predicted model, not a curated record.